Molecule: messenger RNA, 450 nt
Organism: Lottia gigantea (owl limpet)
Lineage: Eukaryota; Metazoa; Mollusca; Gastropoda; Lottiidae
Exons: 2
Coding region: 1-450 (149 amino acids)
Source: RefSeq, a predicted model, not a curated record
AUGACGUCGAAAUACACUAAACACAUUCUGUGUAUUAACAUCAACUGCCGGGUAAUGAAGACUGUCGUCACUUCCGCUGAAGAAGAACUACAGAAGAACUCUUACAGAAGAAGAACUACAGAAGAAGAACUACAGAAGAAGAACUACAGAAGAAGAACUAUAGAAGAAGAACUACAGAAGAACUCUUACAGAAGAAGAACUACAGAAGAACUCUUACAGAAGAAGAACUACAGAAGAACUCUUACAGAAGAAGAACUACAGAAGAAGAACUACAGAAUAAGAAUUACAGAAGAAGAACUACAAAAUAAGAACUACGGAAGAAGAACUACAGAAGGAGAACUCAACAGAAAAACAACCACAGAAGAAGAACUACAGAAGAAGAACUCUACAGAAGAAGAAUUACAGAAGAAGAACUACAGAAGAAGAACUACAGAAGAAGAACUCUACUGA